GCAUGACAGCGGCGAAGGGGGGCCAGAAGAUGAUCCGGAAAGCUAUGCAGUGACCAGGCAACUGUCUGCCCAGGACGUCGUGGACCCCGCCAGCGACGCCGUUUUCGCUUGGUGCAGGAAGGCUUACCGAAGUGUGGAGAAGCCGGAGCUCCAGACCACCGUGUUGGUGGACACGCCCCGAGAUAACUUCACCCACUUCGUUAUUUAUACAGCUUCGUCGUUGGUGGAACAAUCCACACCGACUGCACAUCAAAUCUUCGACGCGACGGCGACCGUCUCAGGAAUCGAGUUCAUUGAUGACGAUCUCGACCCGCUCGAGUUCGGAGGAAAUGUUACGUGGCAAGAGCCUGCAGAUUCCAGUCAGUUUGCUGUGCCUGAACAGCUCUUGGUGUGUGUGCAUCCCACACCGGAGAAGGACUAUCUUCUCUACUUCGCAGAGGAUGAACUGGGCACUAACCGAAGCCGGGUUGGCAGCAUCGUGCCGGCGCGCAAGUCGCGGAAACUUGCAGAGAACGAAGAGCGGUUUCUCGCUGAGUACGAGGCUCUGAAAAAGGCUGGUGUGUUUCAGGCGCCGCUGGUGCCUGGCGCGAAAGCCAAGAGCGCGUCGCAGAGCGCGGUGAAACACGGUGCAUCAGCUGCAGAGGACUCCUCGUACGAGUAUUACUCCUCGGGCGAGGAGGUGGAAGAGAAAGGCGCGCCUGUUACGGCGGCGAAGCAGGUGGCCAGAGAGGUGGAGGCGCGCCGGAAGCAGGCGCCCAGGGGGGCGAAGACCGAAGAGGAGGAGGAUGAAGGGGAAGAGGAGCGCCGUCCCCGGCGGGAGGAGGAUCGGCUGCAGCGCCUGCGGCGGGAGUUCGAGCACGAGGCAGAGCGCCAAAGGCGGCACGAGCGCGAGUCGCGCGAGGAGUGGGAACGCUUUCGCGAGCGGAUGGAGGAGGAUGCGCGCGCUCGUCGCGUGGAAAUGGAAGAGCAGCUGCGCGAACACGAAGAGCGGAUGCGCGAUCUUCGCGAGACACACAGGCGCAGGCAGCGCGAGGACAUGGAUGAGGAGGAAGAGCGGCGCCGUGCACGGCGGGAGGAGCGGCGCGAGGACAGGCGCGGGGACAGGCGCCCCCUUGAUCGAGAAGAGCGCCCAACGAGGCGAGAAGAGCGCCCAGCGGGGCGGGAGGAGCUCCCAACAGGACGGGAGGAGCGCCCAACGGGGCGGGAGGAGCGCCCAACGUGGCGGAAUGUCCUUUUUCCAGCUUCCUCGUGUGAGGCAUGGGGGCGAGCGCAGCGCUCCGCGGACAAUGCUGGUGCGUCGGAUCGCAGAGGCGGCAAGAGCGGCAAAGGGCGCGGUCAUCGCGAGAGCUACGUUGGCCGUGAGGUGGAUCUACAAGUUGGUCAGCCACUGGACAAGAACCGUGGCGGAGGCGCAACAAAAGUCGCUGUGUUGCUGGCCACGUACGAGCGCGCUGGUGUCGCGAGGGAGCUCAAGGAGCUGGCUGAGCGGUUUUCGGAUGAACUCGCUGCACGCGUGGAGCCCGUCAAGGCCAACAGCUGGAGCGACAAGCUCAGGCGCCUCUGCACGGCGAUUGGUCACAGCCAGGCGCGCGAGAUUCGCGAUAUGGCUGAGGAGUACAAGCACGCUCCUCCUGUCAAGGCUGCCAUGCAGAAUCGUCAGUGGCAGAGCUACCGGGAGCGCGGUUACCGCGACUGA
Symbiodinium sp. CCMP2592 is the source of this 1696-nucleotide messenger RNA. NCBI's taxonomy places the organism in Eukaryota, Dinophyceae, Suessiales, Symbiodiniaceae. The record is from the annotation of a GenBank genome assembly.